AUGCGGCUUAGGGCCAGCCCAGAGACUUCCAGCCUGCCUCUGGAGGCGCAGGUGCAGGUGCAGAUGCUGGUGCAGGCUCAGCUUCUCGUGGCCACACCCAAAACUGGCGGUGGCCUUACGGCGCCGAGAGGACAAGACAGAUACACGUUGAUUAAGUCGUACGCAGACAAGCCUGGGCAUGAUGAGUUUGACCUGUAA
Colletotrichum graminicola M1.001 is the source of this 198-nucleotide messenger RNA. RefSeq lists its product as uncharacterized. The transcript has 2 exons. The record is from RefSeq and is a predicted model, not a curated record. Lineage: Eukaryota; Fungi; Ascomycota; Sordariomycetes; Glomerellales; Glomerellaceae. Bases 1 to 198 code for a protein of 65 amino acids.